AUGCGCUGGGAGGCCUUCACUUCCCCAGCUCAAGGUCCUGCGGGGGCUCAGGCCCUUGAUCUCAGGAAGCAGGCUAGACAGCUGGAGAAUGAGCUUGAUCUGAAGUUGGUCUCCUUCAGCAAACUGUGCACGAGCUACAGUCACAGCAGCGCCCGAGAGGGAAGACGCGACAGUUCUGAUACAACUCCUCUCUUAAAUGGGUCGAGCCAAGACAGAAUGUUUGAAACCAUGGCGGUGGAGAUUGAACAACUUCUGGGAAGGCUUACUGGAAUAAAUGACAAAAUGGCGGAGUACACCAACAGCGCGGGAGUCCCAUCCCUGAAUGCAGCACUGAUGCACACGUUACAGCGUCAUAGAGACAUAUUGCAGGAUUACACACAUGAAUUCCAUAAAACCAAAACCAACUUUCUGGCAGUACGGGAAAGGGAAAAUCUCCUGGGAUCAGUACGGAAAGAUAUUGAAUCGUAUAAAAGUGGGUCCGGUGUGAACAAUAGAAGAACAGAGCUGUUCCUGAAAGAACAUGAGCACCUUCGAAACUCGGAUCGUCUGAUAGAAGAAACAAUAAGCAUUGCCAUGGCAACAAAAGAAAAUAUGACUUCGCAGAGAGGGAUAUUGAAGUCAAUACAAAGCAAAAUGAAUACCUUGGCCAAUCGGUUUCCCGCAGUGAACAAUCUGAUUCAAAGGAUCAACCUACGGAAGCGACGGGACUCUCUCAUCCUGGGUGGCGUUAUUGGCAUCUGUACCAUCUUAUUGUUGCUAUACGCUUUCCAUUGACGGACAUUCUCCAUAGACUCUGAUAACCUUAUCUGCUCCCAACCCAUCAAGGAGAAGUGGGUGGGGGAAGUCAGUAGACCUGAUAAACAGCCUGCACAUGAUGGCUGGAAUAUCAGCAUGAUGUCUAAGGUUUAUGGUGGCAGACUUUACAACACUGGUUUUGAGCUGAAGCUGCAGUAUUUCUCCUCCCCUGCCAAAACUAUUUCUUUUUCUUUGGUCAAAUUUUGCUUGAAUAUUUUUUUAAAUCCCCUGUCUCACUACAAGGUAAGUAAUAUACAACAUUUAUGAGACUCAGUAGAGAAUCUUCCCUACUGGAUGAUGGUAAUGAAAUCUGUCAUUGCCUGUUAAGUGAAACAAUUGUUAAGCUUCUCUUAGGUGGAAUUUCUUCAGGAAGCCAGUUUCCCCUGAAGGUCAAGUACAGGACUAGAUAUUUUUGCCCUAUAAUAAGGAUAUUGCAGCUUUAAGCCAUCAGGUUGGUUUGUUACUGAUUACAACCUCUAAGUUUUUUACUCAUGAUUGAGCUAUUGCGAGUCAUUUCUACUUAACUUGUGCUGUGAAAACUGUGCUCCUUCCCACAAAUUCCUGAGACAGAUAAGGAUUGUUGAAUUCACUUUUUGCACAGAAGAUGUCUGAACUGCUAUCUGAGGAGCACUUACAAGGGUUUUUGUGGCUUUAAGGGGACUCCAGGAAAUAUUUGCAGUCCUGCUUUGGAAAAAGGGAGCAUAGUAUCCUCUCAGUUUUACCGUAGUAUUAAGUCAUUUAAAGUGACCAAACACGCUUUCACCUGAAAGUAAUCUUUUGGGUGUCAAUAUUUUGGUUUUGGCUGAUAUCACAAAAGGCUUCAUAAAGACAUAAUAGUUUCAAAAGUCUAUUUUAAUUUAGAUGAAAGGUAUUCUAAUAGCAUUCAUAUUUUUACACUGUAAGUAGGAUGGAGUCUAACCUGUACAUUGGAAAGGGAAAAUACAUCGGUUAUGCCUGAUGGCCAAUGUAUCUGUGUGCAAAAUUGUUAAAUACAUAACUCCUCAUAGUAAAGAGUUAAAUGAAUGAGUGGCUGAAUAUGCAAUUACGUUUCUUCUCUAGUAUCUGCAAAACACAUGUACAUAGAUAUUUUUUUCAAUUGUUCAUUGUCCAAACACAGCAGAGAUUUUAGAUUGUUAGCAAAACCUGUUGGGUUUGUCUCUGCAGAUGAGUAUCUGUUAAGAAAUCUAAUGUCAGGAAUGUCUUUGAUAUAGCAAAUCUACAAAUUACAGGUUCUCUCCCCUUUCCAGUUGUUCUAUGCCAUCUUCGCCUGUCUUAUAACCAUAACUAGCAAAACUCUGAGGCACUGGCCUUUUUUUGAAGAACUUGAUUAACUAUUUGCACAACUGACUUACAACACUCCCAAAUUUAAUGUGUCUUCCCAUUAAUAGUUGCCAGAGGCGGUCCGGAGACCUUCCCUUGUCUCCAGGUCCUCCUCUGUGCUAGAAGAAGACAGGCCACCCACAACAGUUAUAAUUCAUUUUAUUACUGCUUUUAUAGUGUAUGUGCAGUACCCUGUUGGAGGGAGUAAAGAAUUGUGCCUGUGUAGUGUGUGUAUGAAACCACACAGUUGUAUAAACUGUAUUGUUCAUUUGGACUUGAAAAAGGCUUAUGUGCAGAAUACCCUCUUUGUGCCAAACAGGCUGCAAAGACUCGUUUUGUCGGUUAUUUUUGGGAUUAGAAGGCACUUGCAAUUAAUGCUAGUAAAAUUGAGGUUUGUCUUUUUAAAUAAGGGAUGGUCGUUUGGUUGAUUGGGGAAUAUCCCUGGUUUUGAAAUGAAGUGCUCAUUAGAAUUUUUCUUGAUAAAGACUGAAGGAUAAAGGAAAUUUAUUAAUGAAUCUCUAUAUAUCAAAACUCUUCUCCCCUGAUACUUUAUUUUCUUUGAUUUUUCAAAGGGCCCUGACUGGCAGUUAUGCUCCAUUAGGGUUUAUAGGAUUUGGUUGCUAUGUAGUUGGCAAUUAUAAGACCUGCAAAUCGUAAAUAAAUUCAUUUAUUUAAUCUGAUGACCAGUCUUUUUAAUGAGCUUAAUUGAUUUGGUGCAUUAUUUAAUCUUACCGUGUAUUUAAAAAAAGCUAUGGAAAAUGUGCAGAUUGUAGCAAAUAUCAAUCAAUUUGUUAGGACUGUGGAGGAGCUGAUAUGUUAUAGGGCAUAAAGGAGUAGAAAUAUGAUGAAUUCCCUUUGAAAAUGUGGGGUUAAUAUUGGAGGUGGCAUUUCAGUGGUUGGCAACUGCUCAGUGACUUUGAUUUGGUGCUGGUGCUGAGAGGGUUUUGUAUCAAAUAUAUUUAAUUAUCCUAGCAGAAUUGCCCUUUCGUGAGCUACUGUCAGCCAUGUACCUGACACAAGCAUCCAGCAUCUCUCUAAAAUGGAUAGAAUGGCUGGCCUGGGGGAGAGACUUGCUAAAUGCCAUGAGUCUCUUUCUAGCAUGGCUCUAUAAUUAGGGACAAUGGACCUUAAAAUAAGGGACAGAAAACAGUGGGCUGAUUUAAGAUUUAAUCCGGAGUCUCUGACCCACUGCUCCUCUCUUUGCAGCUUGUUCACCUGCCUCCUAUUGCAAAAUGUAUUUCCAUAUUUUUUCAUUGUGUCCAGCACUUCUCUGCCUUUCUGGUUCUCAAGGCCAGUUAGAGGCGCCUGUCUUGGAGGUGGGGCCCCUCAGUAGUCCCAUCAGUGACACUGGAAGUGUUGCCUUCCUGUUUAUCCACCAGCAGGAGCUGUAGGGAGAAGUUGUGGCCAAAGCACAAAAACAAGCUAAGAUCACUUUCAAGAUGCUUCUCAGUCUCCAUCGCCUCUCAGAGGGGAAACACAUUGACCUGCGGGGGCUCUACUAUCACUUCUUUCCAUGUGCUGUUUGUCAGUGACCAGCCACCCGUUGUAAAGCUGUCUGGUAAGCCAUCAGCUCUCCUCGAAUUCCAGAAAGAGCUCUUCUGCCCUCUUUUACCCAGCCCCAAAUAAACACAGGAACAUUUCUUCCUCUUCAGUCUCCUGGCCCACUUUCUGGCUAAAAGUUGCAGCAUGAUUUUUCAGACUCCAGCCACCCGAGCAGCAAUCCUGGUAAAAUCCAGUGCUGCCUGAAAAUCCUGCCCGUAAGUAGGAUGCACAGCAAUGAAUUCCCUGAAAAUGUUAUAGGCGUUUUUAUGCCAAAUGAGUGUUGCCUGAUGAUGCUGUGCUUGGCAGCCUCGGUACCAGACUGCUGUUCCUGCAAUACUAUUGAUCAUUAUUCUGUAUCCUUCACUAGAGAGAGAGAGUGCAAAGUAAGGAUGCACAAAGGGUUUUAUUUUACUCCCUCAGCCUGUCUCUGGGACCAGUAGAAUGUUCACCAGAUCCCUCUUCAUUAAUAAGACAGGACGGUGCUUCUGAGUCUGCCUGCUGCUGAGAGGUUGUAAUGGAAAACACGGCACUUUCAUUCUUCAAUUAAUCCCUGGCAAAUUUAGGAACUUCUGGGCAUAGAGUUCUGAAUUCAGUUAGGAAUUCGCACCGCCCCAUUAGAUAACCAAGCAAUGCUUUUCUUCAGCUCCGUGCAAAAGUCCUCUUUUGAAGGGCCCAACAAAAUCAGAAUGUGCAGAACAUAAAGUUCUUCACUGGGUGUUGAAAAUAAAAAGGCAAAAGUAGAUCUGUAGGCAGCGUGUAGGUGUGAGACAUGCAUUGAUAGUUCAACUGCCAGGGCUUUAUUCCUCAAGGAACCCUGAGAAUUGCUGCACAGGGGGUAACGGCUGGCCUAGCACUUUUGGCUAUGUAGCUAAUUUAGCCAACACAGUUAAACUACUAAAGUAACUAAAAGUUGCUUCCCAAGCACCCUUGAUGCACAACAGGAUUUUUUUUCCUAUUGUUUCCAGCUAACAUUCAGGGCAGGGAAGGAGGACACAGGCUUUGUUACAAAGGGUUUCAGAAUGAUUUCCUCCUUUAGAAAGUGACAAAGUUGGUGUUACGAAACUCUGCAGGGAAGGGAGCCUAUGUAACAAUGUGCAGAAUACAUUGAAAGACAACUUCCGACAAAGCUGAGCCAUGGAGACAUCUGCUCCUUGUGCCCUGUCUCUCGUCUCAUGACUGGACAUUUGCCUGCAGUGUGAAGCUUUCAGCUUUGAAUGAGUAAGCUGUUGGUCUGCCCACCAUUCAGAGAGCGGGAAGCCGUUCCAGUCACACUCUGUCAAGACUAAUGGUUAUUCUUUCUCAUGGAAAAUACCACCCCAGCCCCAUGUAUGUUCUUUUCCAAUUGCACUUUCUAAUUCGUUUGCUUUUCAAAUGGCUUCUUGAAACCUAACUAUUUUAUUGUAUCUGUAAUUAUUUUUGUUCUCACCUAAUGUGCAUUUUCUGUCUGUAUA
Molecule: messenger RNA, 5108 nt
Organism: Terrapene triunguis (Three-toed box turtle)
Lineage: Eukaryota; Metazoa; Chordata; Testudines; Emydidae
Gene: GOSR1
Product: golgi SNAP receptor complex member 1
Exons: 10
Coding region: 1-774 (257 amino acids)
Biological process (GO): endoplasmic reticulum to Golgi vesicle-mediated transport; vesicle fusion
Cellular component (GO): cis-Golgi network; Golgi membrane; SNARE complex
Molecular function (GO): SNAP receptor activity
Source: RefSeq, a predicted model, not a curated record